Messenger RNA from Exaiptasia diaphana, 3675 nucleotides. RefSeq lists its product as uncharacterized. The transcript has 2 exons. The coding region runs from base 381 to 1757 and encodes 458 amino acids. The record is from RefSeq and is a predicted model, not a curated record. NCBI's taxonomy places the organism in Eukaryota, Metazoa, Cnidaria, Anthozoa, Actiniaria, Aiptasiidae.
CCUUCGCGGCGUACCUACUUUGGCCUAAAGUCCCUGAAACUCAAUACAGUAUAAAUCUUCUUCGAGAAUAAGAAAUAUUUAGUUAAACACGUAAAGAAUCCCAAGAAGACGUACGUUCACGUGGUCAGAGCGUGAUGUAAGUUGCGAACAAAAUGAUGCAAGAUACGGCCGUCCCGCAAUGACUAAACAUGACCUACAGACCUUCCGCUACGAGUUGUGCCUAGCAUCAUGGAAUUGCCUCAAAGACUCGAAACCCAUCUCGAGUAUACUAUAACCAAUUACCUAAAAAUGGAAGGAAUCGUGAAGUCGACAUAUUUUAACUUUAGUAAGGACUUUUUACCAUCCCACGUAUUUCUAGAUUUACCAAGUACUCAUAAAUAAUGUUUUUGAACAAUUCGUACUUCAAUGUACUCCGUAAAGUUGACAAAAGUUGGGAAGAACGUAGGCACGAAAAAACUAAGACACCAUUUUGGAAAAGACGAUUUUCRCGAUCUACCUCGUCUCAGUCUUCCAAAUCCUACUCGUCAUUAAGCAGUGACGAAUCAGGGCUMUACAGUGCUGAUAUCAAUUCGGGUUACUAUGGAGAUGAUGAAGUUGAUCCCUGUCCGAAAUGUAUUGCAAAUACACCAGUCAACGGAAUCAAAGCUGACAUUGAUGACUAUGACGUCAUUAGUAUAGAGGUAAACGUACGCGAGAGAAAACGCAACACAACGCAAAAAAGCCAAACGUUAGAUUUAUUCAAUAACUUUUACGAUGAUGAGUUUGUCGUCAUUCCCUCGUCUAGAGAGGAGUUCUGUUCAGGGAAUUUUAAACACAGCACCCCUAWAAAAGACUCUUCCGAACCAAAGGAUAACCUUGUGACYUGUAYACCSAAAGUUGUAACGCCYGUCACGCAAACUGACGGUGGRUGUUCUUGCGUCACGCCUCAAAAACUUAUUCGUUUUCGACUUUAUGCGCCAAGGAGAAGCAGUAGUGACUCAGGAGUAUGGUGGAGAGAGAAUAUUUCAUGGCAGCUAAAGCAGCGUAACAAAACUCAAACGACAAACUUCGCGCAACUACAGGARCAGACGGCUAGUCAUGCKAARCCCCGAGUACGAAUCAAUAGAGAACUUGCAGAUUAUCUCAAUAAAUACGCCGAGUUUCGGCCACAUAAUGAUGAGCUGAACAAGGCGUUUUACGACGCUAAUGCCAUUGAUAAUGCAGAGAUUUUACAAGCGAUUCGCAGUCAUAGUGGAAUCGAYAAAACGACAAGACUUCGUGCCAAUAGUGUCGCUCAUCGUGCGAAGACAUACAURGAGUCACAAAAGCAAUCUAAGGAAGUAAAAGACACAGAUGACGAGGGCAGCARUAUCUCUUACUUAAGGAAGCGAUCYCGAUCGAAGCCARCCCAGUACCGCGCGGACCGACCCAUAAUGCCACGRUGGCGUGAAAGCAUUAGCAGUCAACUAGAAAUGAGGAACUUUUUAGAGUGCAAAUACUUCACGGACGCCAUAGUCAGGCGUAAACUAUCACAGCUCAGUAUCAGUUUCUCUCCAACAGCCUCCAAAUCAGAAGARAUUUUAACAGAUUAUGAYGUCAUUACGGACGAUGACGUCAGUACAGUKGUGAUGACACGRAGCUCGACCAAUAACAGUGAGUCAAUUUCACAGGGAUAUCAUAGCUCUCCCCCAGGGCCCUGUUCUAAAGAUCCAUCAGCAUUUAUUAUUAGAGAUUUAGAUGCUAUUUAUGGUAAGAAUCAGAACAUAGUGAAAUCAUAGCGACAUUAGUAUUAUAUACUAAAAUAAAAARCUUAGCUUAGACUUUGUUUACAUGGAGCACAAGUUUGGGGUUGCCUCGGUUWUAGGACAGGUCCUGGCUGUUYACACAUUAUUYYUGCUGGGCAGAUGAAGCCAGUUACGGUUUUCCCUAGUUCUUGUCCGCCUCCAAAUUGGACGGGACUGAGGUUCCGAACAUUUUCAGCUCCGCGUAAUCACAGUCUAGCUUAGUAUAGUCUACGCAAGUAUUCUUAUAUGAAAAUAUUUCUCACUAGACCACUUGCAAUUCGUGGGAAUGAAGUUCCACCUGGUAUACAAAAUGAUGGGCUCGUAGCUCUUAGAGUGCAGAAGUCAUUUUGGUUUAUGUUCCCCAGAUGAAUCUGAAGUUUACCGUGAAUUGAAAGUGGGGAUUAUUUGUUUUUAGCCAUUUCUAUAAGAGUAAAUAGAAUAAGGAAAUAGCAGUCUUAAACAAAGAGAAAUCAAUGUGGUUAUCCACAUUCAACGCAAAAUCAUGAGAUUCGUGACUCGAAUCGUUUGUAGUAAACAUUUCUAUAAUACACGGACAUAUAAUCGAAAGGUUUGCGUUUGUUUUCUUUUCUGUAAAAAUGGUUAUACGAUUUUUAUCUCRAUCUACUUUUAUUCAUAAUAGUCUUUUAAGACUAUUAAAAUUUAUGGUCAAACUAAAAACAUUUUAUUAGCGCGAAUAUUUUGUAAAAUUGUUAUGGAACGACCGCACCAAGUGGCAUGCGAUCCAACGGUACAAAAAAAAAAUGUAAAUAUAACAAAUAAUCUGAGGCAACACUAAAUAAUCWCUAAAUAAAAACAAAUUUACUUAUUCUGAGCAUUUUAGGAUUUUUUUGUAUGUCAGAUCAGCAACUCGACCAAAAUUGGUCCAUAUAGAACCUCUUCUUUUGUUAAACACAUUUUUUUCCAAAAUGAGUGUUGGAUAUAUCACAGUACGAUAUAUAAAACUAUAAAGGUUAUUUCAUUGAGUGAUUUUAUUAAUUUAUUAACUAAUUUAUUUUGUGUUCAUCUGAAAUUUGAUAAUAUAAACAGACUUACAUCUAAUUAUAAAAACUUUGUCCUAAGGAAACGGACAUUUGUACCUUAGUCUAAAAGGAACAUCAAAAAGACAAUGAAAAGGUUCAGGGCUAGUGAUCUCUUCCUCUCUCUAGGAACAUAUUUUUGUAAAUAAUUAUGUAGKUGUAUACAUGUACAUAAUUACAGAAACAUUGUCCAAGAAWAAGGUAAAAACUAGMGGUGAACUAGUGUGAGCAGCGUCCGUGUUUYUAAAGAAACAGUUGURAAAAAAGAUAAAUUGAACCGGCACCGUAAAAACGUAGGUGACUAAAACACCUUACUGACGUUUCGGACGUUAAUUCUUUGUCUCUCAGCGACGAAGGAUUAACGUCCGAAACGUCAGUAAGUUGUUUCACCUACCUUUUUACGGUGUUCAGGCUCAGUUUAUCUUUUUACACAACUGUUCAAAAAAAAUAACUUUUGCUAAUUUAGGAAUUGAUUAAAAUAUAAAAGAAAGUGUUCACUUUCAGUGCUCAUCUAUUGUCCUUACUGUAUUCCUAAAUCACUAAGGCCCAGGACAACGUUUUUGUAAGUAGGUGUGUGCCUAAAAUUAUGUUUACUGACAAAUAUAUUUUAUCUAUUAAGAAGCUAUUUUAUUACAUUUAAGAUUUAUUAAUCAAAAUUGAGAAUGAAAUAAGAGCGAUACUUUGUGUUUAGACUAACAAAGAAGCUCUAGGACUAAUCCUGUAGGAACUAUAAACCUAGUAAUUUUGCGAGUUGUUUUCUAGUUGUCACAUGAAUAAUAGAAGCUGAGACCCAAAGGUUACAUGGAAUAUCACUGAUAAAACUSUAUAUAAAAUCAUCGUUAUGCUAUUAUAUUAAAAACUUUUGUACAGUGUUU